CCACGCAAUUCAGUUGUCUACCGAAAGCACUUGCGUUUAGUAACCUACGGAAGUAACCGCUAGUUUUACGUAUAAUUCUAAAAACAACAAAAACAAAUUAAAUAUUCAAACAAUGAAAUUCAUGAGCUACAUUGCGUCCUUCCUGCUGGGCAUCGUACUUUUUGCCGCACUGAGCGAAGCUGCAGCAGUCGACGCUGCUAACGAGGAACCCGUCUGCAUAUGUCCACGCGACUUCGAGCCAGUCUGCGCCGCUAAUCUGGUGACCUAUCCGAAUCGUUGCAUGUACGACUGCAAGCGUCAGGAUGAGGAGCGUAGAGGACGUAGUCUGGAGUUGCUGCGCUCCGGACCAUGCGACGAGUGACAUUUAUAAUGUGAACUUUACUUGUUUAUGCUAAGCUGAAGUGACCAUUUUUUCGAAUAAUAAAAUAAAAGUGAUAAAUUGAA
This is a messenger RNA of Bactrocera dorsalis (oriental fruit fly), 444 nucleotides long. RefSeq names its product serine protease inhibitor Kazal-type 2. Gene Ontology annotation, molecular function: protein binding. Lineage: Eukaryota; Metazoa; Arthropoda; Insecta; Diptera; Tephritidae. The transcript has a single exon. The record is from RefSeq and is a predicted model, not a curated record. The coding region runs from base 113 to 361 and encodes 82 amino acids.